Boleophthalmus pectinirostris (great blue-spotted mudskipper) is the source of this 1152-nucleotide messenger RNA. It is a transcript of the gene pcif1, whose product is annotated as phosphorylated CTD interacting factor 1. Gene Ontology annotation, cellular component: nucleus. NCBI's taxonomy places the organism in Eukaryota, Metazoa, Chordata, Actinopteri, Gobiiformes, Gobiidae. The transcript is spliced from 10 exons. Bases 10 to 1137 code for a protein of 375 amino acids. Gene Ontology annotation, molecular function: mRNA (2'-O-methyladenosine-N6-)-methyltransferase activity; RNA polymerase II C-terminal domain binding. The record is from RefSeq and is a predicted model, not a curated record.
CCUGUAAAGAUGUCUGAGGCGGCGGGGAGGGAGCGGAGCCGAGGACCCGACACACACGGACAGGACCCGCAGCGCUCCGCUUUGACCCGCUCCAGCGUGGAUGAAUCCAAGAUGGCGUCUGAUCAGACCUCAGUGAAGGGAGACUCCGCCCCCGCGUCCUCUCAAGCCCCGCCCCUUUCUCCAAACACGCCCACGAAGCCACCUGAGCUGCCAGAUGAGCUGGUGCAGGCGGGCUGGUCUAAGUGCUGGAGUCGCAGAGAGAAUCGUCCGUAUUAUUUUAACAGAUUCACUAAUCAGAGUCUGUGGGAGGUGCCGGUCCUGGGCCAGCAUGACGUCAUCUCGGAUCCUCUGGGGCUGAACGCCGCUCCGGCCGAAGGAGGAGACGCCAACGGGAGGAAGAGGAGGAUGAGCGAAGAGCAAACCACCAACAAGCGCCCAAAGGUGGAGCCGAGCACGCCCAUCUCCCCCUCCACCCCCGGAGUCAAACCCUGGAGCUCAGAAGAAAAACAGCCCUGUGCCGCGCCCGCCACGCCCACGCCCGCCACGCCCGCCACACCCGCCACGCCCGCCACGCCCACGCCGACCACCCCCGCGCCCUACAGACCUGCCGUUAUUUAUUGGGACCUGGACGUGCAGACAAACGCUGUGAUCAGGGAGAAGCCUCCUGUUCCUCUGCUGCCUCCACAUCCAGAGAUCGAACUGCAGAGGGCGCAACUGGUCACCAAACUGAGACAGCACUACCACGAGCUGUGUCUGCAGAGAGAGGGCAUAGAUCCUCCUCGUGAGUCAUUUAACCGUUGGCUCCUGGAGAGAAAGGUCAUCGAUAAAGGUCACGACCCUCUGCUCCCGAGCGACUGUGACCCCAUCAUCUCCCCCAGCAUGUUCAGAGAGGUCAUGAACGACAUCCCCAUCAGAUUGUCUCGAAUCAAAUACAAAGAAGAGGCUCGAAAACUUCUGUUCAAAUACGCCGAGGCCGCCAAGAAGAUGAUCGACUCCAGGAAUGCCAGCCCUGAGAGCAGGAAGGUGGUGAAAUGGAACGCAGAGGACACGAUGAACUGGCUCCGAAGAGACCACUCCGCCUCCAAAGAAGACUACAUGGAUCGUCUGGAGCACCUGCGUCUUCAGUGUGGACUGUAGUAGUAGUAGUAGUAG